UUUCAAAUAUUCUUGCGUACCACAGAGUGCGCUACUAGCACUUGGCGUUUUACAUGUUUUGAAUGGUAUGCGGGAUUUACCAAUGUUGUAGAAAGAUUUGUGACAGAAUAUAGAGAAAAACCGUGAAAAAUUAAAAGUAAAGUGAUCAGGAUUUAGGUUAAACAAAACAGUAGACUCAGUGUUCUGUAAGAAAUGGCUGAAAAGCGGAAACGUAAUUUACCGAUCGUAUCCGGAAGGAGGGGGGAGCGUGAACGAUUUGAAUUAAGGAGGAAAACUCAAGAGGAGUUGAACAGAACGCUCAACAAAAUCAGUGAACUGAAGAAAGGAAUGGUGUGGGUUGACAAGAAAAUACGUCAGUGUCAGAAGAAGGCCGAACCUUUAAGUGUGCUGCUGAGUGAGGAAUUGGCAAUUUCAGGUGAGCGAAAGCAAAUUGCGGGACUUCAUCAACUUGGAGACUGAAGGAAGCUGUAACACUGAAAAUCAGUAACUACUUCGAAACAACGCAUGAAACUAAUUUUAUUCAACGCCUCGUUGACAGAAAAAUAACAAAUUUUGCAAUUUAUUAUGAAUAAGAAAAAGAAACAUUAAAAAUUGUUUAAUACAUGGACAGUUUUGUUGCUUUUUAAUUCUGUACAUCAGAUAACAUUUCUAUCUGAAAUACGAGUAUUUACUGAAAAGGUAGUCGGUGUGUAUGUCAGAAAUCUUGGGAACUGUAAUUCUAACGAAUGGCGAUUUCUGUAAAUGUUCGGGAGAUGGCCACGAGCGGCAACAGUGCCUGGGCCAUUGAAACCGAACAGUGUUUUUUCAACUGUCUAGAUGGUGAUUGCUACUAUUGUAAAUAUAUUCCGCACGAGUAUAUUUUGGCUUCAAAGAAAAAUUCAAAUACACAAAUGUAUUUCUGAAGCAUUUUAAUGUGUGUGUUAUUAUCAUUAGUUAAAUCUAUAAUUUUUGUGUGUAAUUAAAAAACAUUCUCACAUAAUUGAGUUGGAGGCUUCUUAUUUUUU
This is a messenger RNA of Gryllus bimaculatus (two-spotted cricket), 1004 nucleotides long. Lineage: Eukaryota; Metazoa; Arthropoda; Insecta; Orthoptera; Gryllidae. The record is from the annotation of a GenBank genome assembly.